Molecule: messenger RNA, 2944 nt
Organism: Columba livia (rock pigeon)
Lineage: Eukaryota; Metazoa; Chordata; Aves; Columbiformes; Columbidae
Gene: GUCA1A
Product: guanylate cyclase activator 1A
Exons: 4
Coding region: 854-1453 (199 amino acids)
Biological process (GO): positive regulation of guanylate cyclase activity; visual perception
Cellular component (GO): cone photoreceptor outer segment; photoreceptor inner segment
Molecular function (GO): calcium ion binding; calcium sensitive guanylate cyclase activator activity
Source: RefSeq, a predicted model, not a curated record
AUUCUGUUCCUCCUUUGAAAGGACAACUCCUUUCACGAGGUUUUCCUAGACACAGGCAAAGUCUUGUUCAUCGUGAAUGGAAAAGCAGUUUCAUUUGAGGCAUUAGAUAGUAACUGGAGCUGAAAUUCAGGUGUCAUCUCCCUGCAGCUCUUCUCCAGAAGCAGGUGUCUCAGCACGCCAAAUUUACCCUCAAAUAGCAUUUCUUUAUAGGAGCUGAAAUGGUACCUCCCCUCCCUACGUUUCAGGCUCAAAUUAGCAGCCCUGUCUGGAAAUCCUCCAGCCAGAAUAAGACUAAGGGAGACCAAAAAGACAGUAUCAACAUAGAGACUUCUGAGUUGUUUUCUCUAUUUCUUCUUACCCUGACUUUGGUGCAAAAGUUAUUGCUCAUACAACCCCCCACAAAAUCAUAAAUAAAGUGGAUUAGGAGAUUACACCAUCACGGAGAAAAUUCCACCCUCAUAAUCUCCUGCUGGGCCUGUAAUCUGCAAGACUUUCCCAUUUUACCUCCUUUCUAUUUUAACCCUGAAGUCUUAAUACCUGUUGGGAGCCAGUCAUCCCCUGAGCCUCAUUGGCUGCAGGGGGAUUUGCUGGGUACUUAAAUGUCACCCUCUUGUCCAAAGAGGGUUUUGUGCUUUGAAAUUGUCCUGGGAAGAGGUGCCUUUCGCAUCCAUCACCACCAACACCAAAUCAGAACAACCCCCACACAAGGCAGUUUGGCUUUUUCCCUAAUACUGUGAUCUCUGCGGCACUGGGGACAUUGGGACUUUAAAGGCAAGAAGCAGAAUUUCGAAGCCCUCGAAUUUCAAAAAACAUCGAUUUUUGGCUGCAAAGCGAUCAGGACUUUGCUGUGGAGAUGGGGAACAUGGACGGGAAAACCGUGGAGGAGCUGAGCACCACCGAGUGCCACCAGUGGUAUAAGAAGUUCAUGACGGAGUGUCCUUCUGGCCAGCUCACCCUGUACGAGUUCAAACAGUUUUUUGGCUUGAAAAACCUGAGUCCGUCAGCGAACAAAUACGUUGAGCAAAUGUUUGAGACGUUUGACUUUAAUAAGGACGGCUACAUAGAUUUUAUGGAGUAUGUGGCAGCUCUGAGCCUGGUCCUGAAAGGGAAGGUGGAUCAGAAGCUGCGAUGGUAUUUCAAGCUCUACGAUGUGGACGGGAACGGCUGCAUUGACCGGGGAGAACUGCUGAACAUCAUCAAAGCUAUUAGAGCCAUCAACCGGUGCAACGAAACGAUGACAGCUGAGGAAUUCACAAACAUGGUGUUUGACAAAAUUGAUAUAAAUGGAGAUGGCGAGCUCUCCCUGGAGGAGUUCAUGGAGGGUGUACAAAAGGACGAAGUGCUGCUCGAUAUCCUCACCCGCAGCCUGGACCUGACACACAUCGUGCAGCUGAUCCAGAAUGACGGGAAGAACCCACGUGAGCCGGAUCAGGAAGCAGAAGCUGCCGAGUAGGCUCCCGGGAGAUUUUCCCUUCAUCUCUACUUUUUCCCCCCUCGCAUUACUAAAACAAAUCGGGUUGUGGUUGUGGGAGCCGGUGAGCUGUCCCAGCGCCAGUGUGACAAGCGAUAGACUAUCCCACUAGCGCAGGGACCAGGAUCUGCUCCAAAAGCAUCGCUCCCUGGGCAGAGGGUUUGGGGGAGCCCUGGGGUCACCGAGCUCUGCCCGGCACAGCCGCAUCAGCCAGCAAAAAGAAAAGAGGGGGAACUGCCACCCUGGAAGCCACAGCCACCCUGGGACUGGCCACAGGGCCCUUCGCUGCUUGGGGGCUUUGAAAUCUGCCCUUCCCAGGAAGGGGGAGCAGCACCGGGCGAUGCAGGGAGAUAACACACCAAGAAAGCCUCAAAAUUCACCCCCUGGUCAUGGCCAACACCAGCAUCUGCAGCCUCUGCAGGGGACGAACCCCGAGGCUGCCGGCGCUUGGCCCCAGUGGUGACGGGGGCUCCCCAAGGACAUACGUACAAAACCUAGAAAACAGACGCAAACCUUCUCUUUCCAUACAUGUUUCCAGAGCAUGCAAUCAGCAGUUUUGAUCAUUCAUUCAUUCAUUGGUUUUUAUUCAGUUAGGAAUCGUUAGUGAUAACGUAAGACAAAAUCACCUCUGAGCUAGAAAAAGGGGAGGGGCGAAUGCAGUGGCUUUUCUUUGCUUAAAAGCUUUAAAAACAUAGAAAGGUGCCUUUAUGAACAACUAUCUGAACUUUAAGGGCAUGUUUCUCCUUGAAAUAUCUGGAAGGGCUGCAAUGUCAGCCUGAGAGGAAAAGGUUUUGCGUGUUUAUAGGAAUAUUCCUGCAUAUUGUCUAUGCAACAAACUUAAAGAACUCUCCUGCAAGCUGCAACACCCUUGAGCAUCGUGUAGUUUUAACUGCAAUGGCAACAAAUCGUCUGCCCACAGAUUGGAGGGGGGUGAUGCUGGAGAUGGGCUGGACGCAGCAUCCACAUCCCGAGCAUCCGCAACACCUGCGGAUCCCUGAGCAGGUGAUGGGAACUGUCACCCCCGCAGUACCAAGCACCGUCCCCCAUGGAAUAAAACCCAGUCACCCCUUCCUAGAGAACCCCAUCACAGCAACCUUGUCUGCCGACACUACUGACCAGUGCCACGAGCAGGGGCUGCACCCGGGACCCGCACACGCACAGGGGAGGCUGCGGGAGCAGUUCUGUCCCCCCAUCGCCCACUGUCCCCAAGUUGGGGCUGCGCCCCAGCUGCUCCUGGAGAGGAGUUUCCUCAUCUGAUGGGAGCAAGAUUCAGACCUGGAGAGGCAAUGCAGGACACUGGGAAAGAUGUCUUGCCCAGCUCAAAGACUUGUUAUUUAGCACUGGAUGCUCACUAUUCAUAAGCAACUUUCUGACCAUUUUUGUCCUGGGCAUCUUUUUCAUUUGACAGUGUUUUACCUGGAAGCUUUUGUACUUCCAAUCUUAUAGUGAACUAAUAAAGAUAUUUUACAAGUU